GACAGCUAAAUAGAAAUCAUUUGGAAAAAAGGUAUUUCACAAUUUGGUCACACAGCAAUUUUGUACUGCUCACUACAAUUCGGCGAAUCAGUUGAGCUUCUUAUAUAAAAAGAAAUAUCGACGAAAAAAUACGAUGGUGUUAAUUGCUAUUGACCGUCAUAGUCGCAAAAUCCUCGGUUAUUUAUGUCGAAACUACAACAGCGUACUGGCGUACUGUUGUAGUUGUUGCGAUGUAGAGUUCACAACGGCAAUCGAUUUAGAGAGGCACAUGGUUGUACAUGAAAGUUUGCAAACUAGCACACCAACAAUACAACAUACAAUUAGCGAAGGCGAUGUACCGUUGAAUGUACUAAGUGAUAUCGAGAGGGAAAAGCAUUUAAAGAUGAAAUACCAGUUGACCCCAUGCAGCGUACAACUAUUUCGAUUUGAUAAUGAUGAUGGCGAUGGAGAUAAAGAUGAUGAUGAAGACAAAGGCAUGGAUAUGGAGAUUGACACAUCUAUGGCGGCUGCCAUGGACAAUACAAAUCAAGAGAAUACGGCUCCAGCUAAAGAGCAAUCGAUGAAAAGACGUCCGGGUCCUGCUUCUAAAAAGCAUAAAAUUGGAAAUAAAGAUACGAAAAAGGUGUUGAAAAAACAAUCACCACCGGCUGUAUGCUAUCUAUGCGGGCAAAAGUUUCAUUCGACCAUCGCAUUGGAGCAGCAUCAAAAGACUCACAUCCAAAGCAGCAUCGUUUCUCCGGUCUUUCCCUGCAAAGUUUGUGGUAAGAACGUGAGGAAUUUGAAGAAACAUCUACAUCAACAUAAAAAUGAAAAGAAAAACAAAGGCCAGAGAGCCACUGCAUCGGUUAGCAGCACCAUGGUAAAACCAAACGAUACAAAGAACAUUUUGGUACCGGUGAAAUCAGUAGAAGCGGCAACACUACCAACUGAUACAAAAGUCGAAGAAGCGUCCAGUUCAACUGACGCAGUAAUCACAUCUAUUCCAGGUGUAAAGGAAACCGAAAACGACAUAACGUCAAACGAAGCUGCUAUGCUAUCGCACGAUGUUCGUGUCGAGUCGGAAACGUCAAUGCCAAUGCCACCAAUCGUUAUUGAAGAAGAUCCAAUAGAUUCUCAAUCGACUGAACAAACAGUGGGUAUAUUGGCUACUACUGACGAAAGUGUUUUGCAGGAGAAUCUGAUUCCAGAAAAAGUCAUUCAGUCUCCAUCCGACAAAAAGGUUCAAUGCGAUUUUUGCAGCAAGUUAGUGGGCAUCAGUUAUAGGAGAAUUCACAUGAAAAAGUAUCACACCAACAUUCCAUCAGAAACAAAAAAUUGAAGUUCUCCUUCAGCUACUUCAUUAACAAUCAUAAUUUACAUUUGUCAUCGAUAGCAAUUUCAUUGAACAAAUAUUACUUUUUUAAAGAAAUUAAGCGCACUGUGUGCGAACUUUAUUAAUCACUUAAACUACCCAAACUUUCCAUAAUUUGUUUACGUUUACAUUUGAGGUUAUGUUCAUCUAUUUGGACAAAUUGAAUAUUCAAAUUGGACAACUAUGGUAGAUAUUUCAAUACUUACGAAAUUUAGAAAUAAGUUCCGUUUAUUUCUACAGUGGAUAUGAACUCGAAAAAACGCAAUUGAGCAUGAAUAACUACGCCUUUUCAGUGAAUUUUAUGAUAAUUAAAUCGCGUCUCGUAGCAUUGCAACAGCAUAUUAAGAACGCACGGAAAAAUUGAUUUAUUUAAUUAAAUGAAAAUUUGGUGGUAUUCAAAUUGAUUGAAAACAAA
Messenger RNA from Sitodiplosis mosellana (orange wheat blossom midge), 1766 nucleotides. Its product is annotated as zinc finger protein 652-like. The record is from RefSeq and is a predicted model, not a curated record. Bases 134 to 1318 code for a protein of 394 amino acids. The transcript is spliced from 2 exons. Gene Ontology annotation, molecular function: DNA-binding transcription factor activity, RNA polymerase II-specific; RNA polymerase II transcription regulatory region sequence-specific DNA binding. NCBI's taxonomy places the organism in Eukaryota, Metazoa, Arthropoda, Insecta, Diptera, Cecidomyiidae. Gene Ontology annotation, cellular component: nucleus. Gene Ontology annotation, biological process: regulation of transcription by RNA polymerase II.